This is a messenger RNA of Harpegnathos saltator (Jerdon's jumping ant), 4544 nucleotides long. RefSeq names its product basement membrane-specific heparan sulfate proteoglycan core protein. The transcript has 8 exons. NCBI's taxonomy places the organism in Eukaryota, Metazoa, Arthropoda, Insecta, Hymenoptera, Formicidae. Bases 1399 to 2337 code for a protein of 312 amino acids. Gene Ontology annotation, cellular component: neuron projection membrane. Gene Ontology annotation, biological process: synapse organization. The record is from RefSeq and is a predicted model, not a curated record.
AGGCUCCAGUCCGACCUCAGCAUCACUCGUGGUGGUUUCGCGCGCGCAUCCGCCGCUAAGGUGAGACCACUUUUCGAGGUGAAAAAAUCGAAAGUCCGUUGUCGAUCGCGGCGAUUCGCGAGCGCGUCCGCGUCGUCGAGUCGCACCGUUCGACCGGCGCGAUCGGGAGAUCGGGAGGUUAAUUGAGGGAUGUCGGCGGAAUAGUUUUCUUAACGACGACGACGACGAGGAGGAGGAGGAGGAGGAGGAGGAGGAGGAGGAGGAGGAUCGCGAGGGGGUGCGUUUGAAGGAGAAGAAAUCCAAAUCACUGAAGACGCGCGGGUGAAGGAUGGAUAAUUCACGGGCGCGAGUGAGCGGCCAAUCGGCGGACUCUCGAUCACUGGAGGGAUCGCGCGGCCUCGCUCGCGAGGAAUAGACAGCGUGUGCGAAUUCGGGAAGGUAGAUUCGCCGCGUCGGAGCCCGUCUGUCAACUCUCGACGGCGGCCCGUUUGUUUACCGCUCGCCGAUCCGUGAUUCGCGCUUCCUGUCGGCGCGCUAGCUUCUCCAGCGGAUGCCGAGCGCUUCCGGCUGGCCCGGCGGAAUGUACUCGCGGGAAUACGGAGAUUUUCGGCGAAACCGCGGGUGAUCGAGGAAAUCUGCCCGGCGCUUCGGAGGGGGAACUGCCGAAUUCCUCAAGACUGGAAAGUGCGACGCGGACGGAAGCGGAAGGGUGAAUUUGCGGUGAAUUUUAGGAAAACACGCACGUACACACUUACACACGUUCGCUCGCUCGCUCGCUCGCUCGCUCCCCCUCGCUCCUUCCCUCGGCCGAGAGAGAGAGAGAGAGAGACGAUCGUGACCAGGAAUGUGCUCGAGAUGUUCGAUUAGUUCGGAGUAAAUUCAACACCGGGAUCCUGUGGCAGUGAGAUGAUACUUGAAGUGAGAGUGUCAUGAAACACGUUCAGUGAAAUCCGGAUUAAAGCGCACUCGUACGAAUUCCCUGCCCUGUGUACGUAUACGCGCGCGCGCGCGCGCGCGUGUCCGUGUACGCGCGUAAAAUAGUGACAAGUAUGACGAGCGGAACAUCGCAGUGGCAGUGACACCGAAAGGGGGAAAAAGUAAAUGAAUGAAAAAGAGUCGACCGCGCGCGCGAAGCGACUCGGACCGGCGGACCUGUAUAUACGCGUCAUAUCUGAAGUAAUCGAGUGAAAAGAGAGUUCCGCAGCGCGCCGUCGGAUGUGUGUGGAGAGUGUGAUAAAGCCUUUCGGGAUUUUGGAAACGCGCGAAAGCGCGAAUACGCUUUGAAUAUCUCGGAGAUUCAAAGGGGCCUGGAUUUGAGUCGAGCCGUGAUCGAGCUAUGUCCGAUGUAAUAUUCAACAGAUAUCCCUGCAGCGGCUUUCCAUGGACUAGCUACUCACGAUGACCAGCAUGAAGUUUCUUCGCGUCAUCCUGGCGCUCCUGUGGGGCACGCACGCCCUGUGCGCGCAGCCGUCGGCGUCUCCAACUGUGAAAAGCACCGGUGGCUCCAGUCUCGCUAGUGUAGUAGCUGGAAGCAAGCCGACAAGAUCCUGGGACAAGCCCCACUUCGACGAUAUUGCACCGCGAAAUGUCACUGCCAUCGUCGGCCAGACGGCGGAGCUGAAUUGUUACGUCAAGCAUCCGGGCGACCGUGUGGUUUCCUGGAUACGUAAGAGGGAUUUGCAUAUCUUGACGUCAUCGAUCCACGUUUACACGGGAGAUGGGAGAUUUUCCGUUCUGCAUCCGGAGCCAUCCGACGAGUGGACGUUGCGGAUCGACUACGUCCAGUCGCGGGACGCCGGGGUUUACGAAUGCCAGGUUAACACCGAGCCCAAAAUGAACUUAGCCUUCACGUUAAAAGUCGAAGAAAGUGCCCCUGUCCCUGCCACCACCACACCGAACGCCAUUCACCGGACGUUCAGCUCAGCUGCUCAGGCGAAAAUCCUGGGGCCGGAAGACGUCUAUGUGAAGAAGGGUAGCACGAUAAGCCUCACGUGCACCGUUAAUGUGCAAAGUACACCGCCCAGCAGCGUUUCCUGGCAUCACGGAGCAGCCGUGGUGGAUUUCGACAGUCCCAGUGUUCACCGCAGGGGCGGGGUUUCCCUGGAGACGGAGAAAACGGAAAGCGGCACGACGAGCAGACUACUGGUGACACAAGCCAGAUUGACCGACAGCGGAAAUUACACCUGCAUCCCUAGCAACGCGAACCCAGCGAGCGUAAUGGUCCACGUGCUGAAUGGCGAGCAUCCGGCGGCGAUGCAGCAUGGCGGCAGCUGCGGAGUGGCCCCGACCAUUCUACUCGCUAGCAUCACCCUCAUAGUCGCGAAUCUGCUAAGGUGAGCAGCCGUGUUGUGAGCCGCGCAUCCUAAAGAGAAAAUUAAUCAAAAAGAAAGUCAAACGUUACAGCAGCCUCGAUCGGGACGGAGCCUGAAGUGAAAGCGCGUGCGCGCGACGACCUGCUGUCGCGAAUGUCGGCGCUGACCGCGUUUGGAAAAUCAAAAAAAAAAAAGAGAAGGAAAAAAAGAGCGAAAAAGAAAAAGCGGAAAAAAUCGCUCGGUCGACCGCGCGCGAUAGAUCGGUUUCGCGUCGCGCGUUGUUGCUGUCGUCACACGCUGUGCGUCGAGUUCGUCGAGUGGUCGGAAGUGACGACGAUGACGACGACGACGACGACGACGACGAGAGAAAAUCACAGUGCGGACCAAGUGCAGUGGACCAAACUCUCUGUGAGGGACGCAGUGACGUGGCGGACGAUCCUUAGCACGUACGUUUUUAACAGACUAAGAGAGGGGGAAAAGAGAAGGGGAGGCGAAAAAGGCGAGGAAUAAGAGGAAAAUAGAAAUCCUCCUCAGACUGUCCUCUCCCGUUUGCAAGAAAAACCGCCGUGCAAGAUGCGCCUCGGCGCGUGAAACAUCCAGAGGAUUAUUCGCGACAUUCUCGACGCGAUUCCGAGGAGUGUCGUCGCCCGGACGAGGUUCUCCCGCCCUCUUGCGCUUUUUCUAUUAUUAAAUCGGCGUGUUAAAUGUCGUCUCAACGAAUCGGCUCAACGAAAUACACCGCGAACGGACGAACGGCGGAGGAGAGCCGCGAUUUCGUUGCGAGAGCUCUUCGGACUCGCCGGCUAAUGAGAAUAAUUAUUACAAUUACGAAUAUCUGGCGUUCGUAACGAUCCAACGAUCGGCGAGACUAGUCGCGUGCUGAUUAUCAACUGGAGGAAAUAAUAGCUGAGAUUACUGUACAUAAAGCGAGUGAUGCGAGAGAGAACGUGCAGGAGGGCUCGCCGUGUGACCCCUUGUUGUACAGUACAAUGCACGUGCGAGGAUUGUCACGUGACCAAUCAAUCGUUUCCCGUUGUUUGGUCCGGGCAACAUUGUACAUAGCUUGUAUCAUUGAUUAUUUGUAUGUACGACGUGGACUCGAGACGCGAAUUCUAACUCACUCACUCUGCGCGAGCCCGAUGUUGACGUGCGCGCGCGCGCGCGCGCGCGACGAGGUAUUUUCUGUACAUUUUCUCAAUUGCACGCGUGCUCGUAAUUUUGGCCAGAUUCGAUUUGUUCGGUUGUUGAUUUGACUCGUACGAAAUUCUAUGCGCAGAUACAAUACGUUCUCGUCGUCAGGAACGUUUGUGGAUAGUAUACGGUAAUAUUGUUGUUCCGCGGGAGAACGACGAUCACGAGAUGACUGACGAUUUUUUAGGUGUGAUAGUAGAUAAAUCUAUUCUCGAUAUGUUUCUGUUUGCUUAUUGCGAACGAUGAUUCUGAAUGCCGAACGAGUGCUCGCUAGAGAGCAAGAGAGAUGGAGAGAGAGAGAGAGAGAGAGAGAGAGAGAGAGAGAGAGAGAGAGAGAGAGAGGAGAUCGAGAGGUGUCUUACUCGUACGAUAAACAAAAAAACGCUGCUUUUACACAGGAUCAAAUGUUUCUCCUGCAAGUAUUUCGUUCCACCCCAGAUAUUCGCUCGAGCUCAACACCGAGUAAUUUCUAUUGAAAGAUCAAAACUCGUCGGAACAAAUUCCUUCCUCGAUCGAGGUGUAAUCGUAAUCAAAAACGGACAUCAACGAUCAACGGGCAAUGGACGUUAGAUUAAAGUGUACUGAAGAUGGAACUCUUGCGUAUGGAUAAGCGAGUAUGGGAAAAAAUACGUACGUAUAUUUAAAUAGAUGAGUAACAAGCGUUCGUUAUGUACUAAGAUAAUAUUAUAUGUCGACAUGCGGAAAGUAUGACUCGAGAAAGAGACCGAGUUGUAAGUAUAUAAAAGUUACAAGAGGUUCCUUUGCAAAACCACUACGUAAGGGGAGAGUCGCCUUUUUUCGCCGCGAGUCCUUCAAAUAUCAUCCUUUCGCAAAAUGUUGAUGAAUCGUUAUUGUUGUUCCGUGUUUAAGUCUCACGAUGUAUCACUUGCAAAAUUCUCGACAUCGUGAAACGUGAAACUUUUGUUUGUUGCACGUUUAAAAUAUUUGUUUAUAUUUUCCCUCAAAAUAUCAGCGUGGAUAUUUUGAAUAUCCACGAGAGAAUUUUUUUCAGGGAAAUGACAAAAGAGAGAGAGAGAGAGA